AUGAAUGCUACUAAAGAACUGACUUUUAAUUUACUGAAUAAAUUUCAAGACAAAGAAAGAUUUGGAUCUGCGCAAAGACAUGCUGGAAUCUCACUAAAAGGGUUCAUAUCUGGUAUAUUGUUUUCUUUUUUGUACUUUUUAUUUCAGCUGUCACUCUUUAUUAUUUUAAGAUCAAGAUUCAAGACUAUAUAUCAGGCCAAUGUCGUUCUGAAAAUCCAUCCAGGUUCUAAAGUUUGUUUUGCUAAGAAAAAAAUAAAAAAUUAUUGGUCAUUAUUUGCAUUUCUCAAGCAACUUCCCGGAAGAAUGUUAGAUCCUAUGGAAAAAUUCGAACGAAACGAAAGGUAUGGCCUAGACAAUUAUCUAUUUUUACGGUUUCUCAAACUUUUGAUAUUCUUUUUUGCAGUGUUAUCAAUUAUCAACAUUCCAAUACUAAUUCCAAUCCAUUAUUUUUCCAGGGAUAUUUUGAAAGAAAAUGAAGGUGAACGUUAUGAGCAAAGUUUCAGGACGACAAGUAAACUUGACAAGUGGACCAUGUCAAAUCUAUCACCUAAUUCAUCGAAUACUUUAAUCUGUCACUUGUUUUUGAGUAUCUUUGUUGUACUCUGGUUUCACUUCAUUCUUUCUUCGGAACUGAGGUUCGUUAAUCGACUAGGAUAUUCCGUUUUGACGAAAAGUAAAUACCAAAACAUUCUAUAUUUGGAAGGAUUCUCAAGUAAAUUGGUUACCCAAAGUAUUUCUUUAGAAACUUUUUUUCAGCCGCUACACAGUGAUUGCUUUGGCGUGACGCAUUUCAUUCCAAAAAAUUUGAAGAAAGUCCACAAAUUAGAAAUAAAGUUAAAUAAAUUACAAAAAUCAAAAGAACAAAUUAUCUUUGAGAUUAUUUUAGAGAAAUAUUUUAGAAGAGUUUCAAUACACAGGCAUUUGAUAGCAAAUCACAAAAGAUUUUUCUUUUCAAAGUUGAAAAACCAUCUAUUAUUUCAGUACAAAAAAUUGGUAUUUUUAACUCAAUUUAGAAUUUCAUACUAUUGCACAAAAAUUCGUCUGCGCUGGAAAAAGUCAAGCAUCUUUCCGUUAUAUUACCCUAAACUGUAUGUAAAUACAGAAACAAUAUUAGAAAGGAAAUACAGAAUCCUUGAUAAAAUAAUACGCAAGGAAAAACUCAUUAAAUUCCAAGUAAAUUCCUUGAAAGCAACUUCAGAAACCAAGCAGGCACUGCCCGACGAUUUAUCGUCGGGCACAGACAUUUAUAUGGAUAAGAUGUUCAUUACCUUCAAGUCCACAUUAUUGUCAAACGUUAUAGGUGAGUUGCUUUCGUAUAGACUACCCACCCAAAAUUUAAAAGUAAUAAUAGGCCCCAAUGUUAAUGACAUUAUUUGGAGAAAUAUCCUCGAUUCAUCACCCCUUUGGAAAAGUGCCAAAUAUUUCUCGGCAAAUAUAUUGCGAAUUUUUGUGAUUAUAGGCUGGAUUUUGCCUGUCGCGUUCCUUGGGUUAAUAUCACAAAUACCAAAUAUUUCCUCACUAAUACCGUUUACAAAAAUAAUUCAUUUCCAAUCUCCAUUUAUAAGAGAAGUGGCAAAGAAUUUGAUUCCAAUAGUAACCUUAAUAAUAAUAAUAGAAAUCGUACCCUACUUUUUCCGUUGGCUGAGUUACCUUCGAGGGUUGAAAACUGGAGCGCAAAUAGAAGCUGAUGUCCAGAAUUGGUAUUUCGUCUUUGUCUUCAUUCAUCUUUUCGUAGUUGUUACAAUAUCUUCUGGAUUUUCUAUAAUUAUUGAGAGGCUUCUUAACAAUCCUGUCAGUAUCCCUGCUCUCCUGGCCAACGACUUGCCUAAAUGCGCAAACUUUUUCUGUUCUUUUGUUUUGAUUAGGGGAAUGGCUUAUGCAGGCGGUAAUUUGUUAAGAAUAAAAGAGCUACUUUUUGAAUUGUUCUACUAUAAAUGGAAAAGGAGUACUCCACAUGCUCAAUUUAAGAGGUUAAAGACAUCUUUAUUUUUCCAACUAGGAUCUAUUUAUCCUAUAUUCUCAGUGUUGGGCUGUAUUGGUAUCAUAUACAGUGUUGUUGCUCCUAUUAUAUUAUUAUUAUGUUGCAUCUCAUUUUCGAUGGUUUUCUUUUCUUUCAGUUACUUGUUCAAAUACCAAUAUAACAAAGAGAACUAUUCUGAAACGUUCGGUAAAUUGUACAUACAGGCCCUUAUGCAAUUGUACGCGGGCAUUUAUUUCAUGGAAUUUUGUUUACUCGGGCUGUUCACUCUUUUUGAUCAAUACACAUUGUCAACUAUAAUGCUUGUUGUCUUUGCUCUAACAGUAAUCACGCACUCCAAAAUCUCCAAACAAAUAAAAUCGAAGCCUCAACGCAUACCAACUUUGGAAUACUUGUCGAAUCUAACAGAGGAAAGGAAGGACCAAUUCUGUCAAGAAAGUUAUACUUUCCAUGAUAUUUUCUCCAUUUGUAGAAAUUCGGAUGAAAUUUGGCUACCAAGGGACAAACUAGGAAUUUCUGAAGAAGAACAAUCAUUUUUGGAGAAGUCGUAUCACCUGAAAUUCGAUCUUAAUAUGUAUUCAAUGAAUUUAUUUGGUGAUUGUCACUUGGAGAAUAGCCACUUGCACUAA
Saccharomyces cerevisiae S288C is the source of this 2607-nucleotide messenger RNA. It is a transcript of the gene SPO75, whose product is annotated as Spo75p. The transcript has a single exon. Gene Ontology annotation, molecular function: calcium-activated cation channel activity. Lineage: Eukaryota; Fungi; Ascomycota; Saccharomycetes; Saccharomycetales; Saccharomycetaceae. Gene Ontology annotation, biological process: monoatomic cation transmembrane transport. Gene Ontology annotation, cellular component: membrane. The record is from RefSeq and is marked reviewed. The coding region runs from base 1 to 2607 and encodes 868 amino acids.